Molecule: messenger RNA, 399 nt
Organism: Penicillium antarcticum
Lineage: Eukaryota; Fungi; Ascomycota; Eurotiomycetes; Eurotiales; Aspergillaceae
Exons: 3
Coding region: 1-399 (132 amino acids)
Source: RefSeq, a predicted model, not a curated record
AUGAAAUAUCCAGAGUGUGAGUUUCAUCUGGAUAAUGAGAAGAUUGGAUUAUUACUUACGAAGUCUCCUCUUCUAGGAAAACGUACGAAAUCCGAUGAAUUCCUAUACUCAGAGCUAACGUUCUUAGGCCGUGAGUUAUCCGAAAAACAAAAUCUUGCAUACUACUUGAUCUUGGUAGGUACUAUCAACGACGCAGAAGAAUCAGAUACGAAAGCGGACCCCAAGGACGACAAGAUCGAAAAUAACGACAAGAACAACAAGGACGACAAGAACGAUAGUAACGACAAGAACGACAAGAACGACAAGAACGACAAGAACGACAAGAACAAGAAGGACAAGACUGGGAUUAGAAAAUUGGUCAGCACCCCUCCUCGAUACCAAAGAUAUUCAACCCCAUGA